GCUUUAACCCCUCCCCGCCCCGCGCCUUCCCGGUGUUUUCGUUGUGCGACUGAUGGCGACUGUAAUAGACUUAAGUUUUAUUGUUAUUGAACGUAAUCUGUGAACAAUACUGAAUGUUUUAAGCAACUAUGGACGUAGCCUCUGUGAGAAAUGCAUUCCUUAGCACUGACGUUGUCUGUGUUAAAUGUUUUCGUUCCUUCGUUUUCUCUGGCGUUGGGGGAUACCUUAAAAUUUUUGAUUUGACUUCCACGAGAUGUGUGAAAGAAUUAGAAGUGUUCAGAGGCCAUAAAAUUUAUGGAAUCAUACCUAAUGAGGAAGAUUACAUUUUAAUUUAUGGGAGUAAAUCUGUCAAAAUAUUUACAUUUUCUUCUGUUCAGGAUGAUGUUUUAUUGACAUGUAUUGCAAAUAUAACAUUGGAGGACUGGAUCCUCGCUGCACACUGGAUCUCUUCUGCAACUCAAGUUGUUCUUGUUACUGCUCACAAUGUUACCUGGCUCUGGUCUUGGAAAGUCAUCGGAGGUUUGAAUUUGAAACGUUCUGACUGCCAUGAAAAGUGCAUACUAUAUUCUGCUACUAUUUGUGGUAAUGACUGGUCUAGUUGUGUGGUGUUUGGAGGAACUGUAUUCAGAGAAAUUGUAAUCUGGCUACCAGGAGACUGCAUUGAGGGGGACCAACCAGUUUUACAUAGACUUGAGGGUCAUGAUGGAGUAAUAUUUUCUCUAACUUGGGAUUGGAGUAGUUCUUCUUUGUGUUCUACAUCUGAUGAUAGAAGUAUUCGUUUGUGGACUAUUACCCUAUCUGAAAAAUAUGACUGGAAAUCUUCGAGUGUCACCUGUUCUCAAAUAUUUUAUGGCCACUCAGCACGAGUUUGGCGGAGUAUUAUUAUUCUGGACUACAUAGUUAGUGUUGGAGAGGACUGUCAAGUAUGUGUGUGGAGCAGGAAGGGGAAACUACUGCAAACCCUAGAGAGAUCUUCUAGUGGUUGUCAGUGGAGUUUAGAUUUCAGUACUGAACAUCAACUUCUGGUUACUGGAGCAGGAGAUGGAUCAAUACAAUUGCUUCCACUCUCUUUCAAUUCAACUACACCAACCAUUCUACCAGUCUGUUACCAGAAUGGUCUUGUUGAAAGUAUUAAAUCACACCCUCGUAAAUUGGUCCUAUUGUCAAUAGGACGUAUUGUUACUGUUACUGAGGAUGGAACAGUACUGAGUGGUUACCCAACUAUUCCAAAUUCAUGGUCAAUUCUCUGUAAAGAUGAGAGAUUUUCCAAUUAUUGUUUAUUAUCUGUAGCUCCAAAUAGAAGAAAGUUUUCUCUGGCUUCCCUCAAAGGACUUAUUCUUAUAAAACAAGGUUUCAUAACUGAUUUGGAGCAUUGGACCUUAGAACAGCAAGUGGAAAAUGGGAAAAUUUGGUCGUUGUUAUGGCUUUCUAAUGACAAAAUAUUGGUGUGUGGUGACCAAGGUCGUUUAAGUAUAUGGCAGCUACCUGAAGAGCCAGGUCUGAAUCUAAUGUGUGUAGGAAGAUUCUUACUGCCUCGAUCUCGUGAGCGCUGGCCAACGUGUGCUACUGUAGUCUGUCGAGAUGGCAAAACUUUUCUCUUGUGUGGAGACCGUUGUGGUUCAUUGCAUUUAUUUCACCUCCAAAUUCCUACUAGUAAAGAACAUUUACCUGCAGAUUAUUCAUUAUCAAGAUUACAUGGAAAACUAGGAUCAACUAGUAUUUUAGAGGUUGGCUGUCUUAUUCUUUCAACGGGACGAGAUGGUGUAAUUAGAUCAAUCAGCAUAGAUAGUAAGUUAGUACGAAUGUCAGUAAUGUCCAAUGACAAAAUGAUAUUGGAUUGGGUCUGUGCUAUUCUUCCCAUAUCUUCAAGUCUAGAACAUCUUCUACUACUAGGAUUUAAAGAGACAAAUAUGAUUAUUUGGAGCUUGAAAGAAAGAAGAACAAUAUUUCAGAUUGAUUGUGGAGGUGGUCAUCGAUCAUGGGACUGUGUCAUAUCUAAUUCAAACCAACUGGAAAUUGUUUUUGUUAGGGAAAAGAACAUAUUUUAUUCAUUACAAUCCUUGGAUACGUUAAUGAAGCCAACCUUACAGCAUGGAAUAAGUUCUAGAGAAAUGAACUGUGCCUCUGUACUCUACAAUCAUUCAGCAAGUAUUUUGUUGGGUGGUGAAGAUGGCUCUGUAUAUCUCUGUGAUUUUUUGGAUAAUCUUUCAGGGUUGAAGAAAAAAAUAACACUCACAAGUCACAUAUCAAGUGUUCGCUGUGUGUGUGUUCAUAAUAAGUUUUUUUUUACUGCUGGUGGCCGUGCUCAACUGAAAGCAUGGUGUGUAGAAGAGGGAUUUGAAAAAGAAAAUUCAUGCGUGGAACUGGCGUCACAUAUGUUGAAAGGUGAACGAAGUUCUAGAUCACCACCCUCUAUCGACCCUGAGAUGCGUUACAUGACGCUAUGUACUGUUCCAAGCUGUGAUGAUGAUCCUGUGUUGUAUAUUGUGUCGGGUUGUUCAGAUGGUGCUCUAAGAUGGAUGACUUUUGAUUCCACUGAAAAGACUUUUAAAGUUCUUGGUGAAUCAAUGUUUCACAGUAAAUGUGUGUUGAAAGUGCUCACUGUAUCACUAGGAAAAAGAUCAAUUUUGAUAUCUACUGCUACAGAUGGCAGAAUCGCUCUGUGGAAUGUUGCUCCUGAGAUGUUUAACAGGCCUGAUAUGAUGGAGGAGCCUAUACUUAGUUAUCAGUGUCAUCAAUCAGGAGUGAACAGCAUCCAAGCAACAGUUCGUUCCCUUCGUGAGGAAACUAUCCUUAUUUUAGCAAGUGGUGGGGAUGACAAUUCGGUUGUGCUAAGUGCUUUGAAUGUGAAACAAAACGAUGCAUUUGUCUUUUCAAAAUGGUGUUCAAGUUCAGCACAUGCUGCUCAAGUAACUGGUGUUUGGCUCUUUGGGCAGUUGCUGAUUAGCACGUCAAUAGAUCAGAGAUUGACAUUUUGGUGUUGGUCUUUACAUCAAACUGAAAGUUCUGAGUUGAAAUGCAAAUUUCUUUGCCAGACCAUUAGUUCUGUGCCAGACAUCCAGGACAUCCAGGUCUGGAAAAAAGGGAAUCUGUUGUGCGUGUGUGUUGUGGGAAAAGGAGUUCAGAUUUUUACCAUCCCCAUUGACAAAAAUGAUAAUCCAGUAAUGAGGACCCUAUAAUAAUAAGCACUUGCUCAGAUCUUUGAGCCGAAUAUGUACCAUAUAAAUAAAUACACUAUAAUGCAAUUUUAUAAGAAAGGUA
Frankliniella occidentalis (western flower thrips) is the source of this 3261-nucleotide messenger RNA. Its product is annotated as WD repeat-containing protein 6. Gene Ontology annotation, biological process: tRNA methylation. The record is from RefSeq and is a predicted model, not a curated record. The transcript has 17 exons. Bases 129 to 3179 code for a protein of 1016 amino acids. Gene Ontology annotation, molecular function: protein binding. Gene Ontology annotation, cellular component: cytoplasm. NCBI's taxonomy places the organism in Eukaryota, Metazoa, Arthropoda, Insecta, Thysanoptera, Thripidae.